Messenger RNA from Cuscuta epithymum, 2707 nucleotides. The record is from the annotation of a GenBank genome assembly. Lineage: Eukaryota; Viridiplantae; Streptophyta; Magnoliopsida; Solanales; Convolvulaceae.
AUAUGUUGUGCUUAGCUAUUUAAAGUAUUGGUUUAUCUCCCUCCCACUCCUUUCCUCUCCUUUCCUCUCUGAUAGGCCAAUUAAUCCUAUUUAUCUGAAAUCGUGGAUUCCUAUUGUCGGUUGAGUAGAUCUAAACGAGGUUUUGUUUAGUUAAUUAUUGCUUGCAAAGGGAUUUCAUUCCUUCUUAGAGAAUGCAUAUAAAGAAGGACUGAGUAAGGAGCAACCAUAAGCUUUUUAUAUUAUGGAUAUGGAUUGUUUGGUUGAGAGGGUUUCAAAUGGGAGGAAAGGAGAGAUUGUCCAUUCGGCUUACCCAUCCGAAGAAGCCCAAUAUUGAGAAGCUGGACCAAGCAGCGUUUAUACCUCAUGUCGGCUGAUCCAAAAACGAUUUACCCUUUAUACCCUGGUAUUCAACGGUUCUUUUUCUCAUCUGUCUUUCGUCUUCGUCAAGUGCAAAGAAAGUCAGGGAUCACUGCUUGUGCGUUUCUUUUGUUUCAAGUUUUAAAAGUAUUUAUUUUACAUUGGAACAUCUGUAAGAAUUCAUAAUUUUUUGUCCGUUUGUAUUUUUAUAUGCAUUCUUUCAUAUAUAUAUGUUUCUAGAAAAAGCUGGAGUAUGAAAUACUAGCUACUGAUUCCAAAACCCAACUUUGUAACAAUGAGAGUGAUCUUGUUUAUUUCCAUUUUGAGGAGCUUUAAUCAAGAAUUGAAGUUGUGUUUGUAUUUUCAUGAUUUGUUUAAUGUUUGUCAUUUGAUUCAUUAUACUUUUAUUUUAAAAUUUAAUUUAUUCUUUUUACAUUUCAAAUAAUUUUUUUUCUUAAAUAUUUUUCUGAAAAUAAAUUAUAGUUUCAACAUUAUCACUAUUAGCAUUAUUCAAAUAUUAUAUAAUUGCUCAUGUCCUUAUGUGUCUUUUUACACUCAAAAAGUUGUUUCACAACAGCUAACUUUACCAAACAUUUAUUAAUUACAAUCUAACAUAACCAGCCAAUCAAAACAGCUAACAUAACCAGCUGUGAUCAAGCAGUCGUCAUAACCAGCUAACAGCUAACAGCUAACAGCCGAUUGCCAAACAAGACCAUUAUCAUAUGAAUAAUGGACUCGUGAAGUUCCAGUAGUAAAACAAUAAAUUAAGAACAUGGGCAUUAUCAAGAACGCGCAAUAUAGUAUAUAUCGAGUACAACAUACCAUCUAAAAUGUUUUUUUUUUUAAAUUCACGGGUUGCCUGCUUCUUGUCUGUGGCCGCCUGGCCGGUACGUCAAAAAAUAAAACAAACAAAUUAACAAAUGUACAGCCAAUCAUGCUCAGAUGAAAAAAAAAAAACAUGCAAGCUCCCAUUUUGCCCUUUUCUUCUUCCUCAUUCAAAUUCAAUUCUUUUCGGAAAUCGAAAAGUUAUCUGGAGUUCGGAGUCCAGCCCUGAUUUAGUGAAUUAGAGACCCCAUAUCUCUAAAAGAGAAAAGAAAAGACAGCAAAAGGAAUUCUUUUUUCAAUCACUAAACCUGGGAGAAGAGGGAGCUUUCUUCAUUCGUUGUUUAUUACUUGUUGAAGCGGAAACCAAAUGGGAGAGGAGAACACCUCAAAUUCCUCUUUAAACGAUUCACCCAACAAUAGCAGCUGUGAGACACAAGUCAUAUUGAACGUGUAUGAUCUCACCCCUAUAAACCACUACACCGUUUGGUUUGGAUUUGGCGUCUUUCAUUCUGGCAUUGAAGUUCAUGGAAAGGAAUAUGGUUUUGGAGCACAUGACUUCCCAUUCAGCGGAGUGUUUGAAGUAGAGCCUAAGAGGUGUCCUGGUUUUAUGUACAGAUGUUCCAUCCCACUUGGCUCUGUUAAUAAUUUGCCUCUCUCUCAAUUCCGAACUUUUAUAGAAAGUGUGGCUUCUGAGUAUCAUGGGGAUACUUACCAUCUCAUCUACAAGAACUGCAACAAUUUCACUGAUGAUAUAGCUAAAAGACUCUUAGGGAAAGGGAUUCCUGGAUGGGUCAAUCGGCUCGCAAGCCUUGGCUCUUUUUGCAAUUGUCUUCUUCCUGAAAGCUUUCAAGCAACAACAGUUAAACAGCUCCCAGAGUACCAUAUAUAUACAGAUGAAGAUGGGAGUGGCUCUCAAUCUACUCUUACGCCCCAUGAGCGAACAGAUUGUGAUGACGGAGAUCAAGAUAAGCACUUGUUGUCACCCUCGAGCGAGGGUCGUGGGGUAGCUUUCCUGAAGGAGGUUCCAAGGUAACAUGUUUGGGCAAAUUCGAAAUUUGUUGAGAAUCAAUACUUUCUACAGUUUGUGUACUGGCCAAAGGUGUAUUGAGCAAAUCAUUGGUAGCAGAGUUGUCAAUCCUUUUCAUAGGGGUGGGGGGUUGUGUGUGUACCAUUAUUAUUAUUUGUUGAAUAUGCUCACUUUCUGUAAGGGAAUGUGAAAUUGAGUUCAGCAUAAUCAAAAGUUGCCUAUUCUGUUGAUAAGCAGAAAGACUUGUUUGGGAUUUGCCGUUGCUGUUGGGGAAAAAGAAAGCCUCAUUGUAAAAGCAUUAUUGAAAAGUACUGUAAAGAAUUGGGGUUAGAGAAUGAUUUUGAGGAUUGUAAAAUAGAGGUUGAGAAGUCCCUAGUACAAUAAAAUAUUCCUGAAAAGGAAAGUCCCUAGUUCAAUACGAGCUGUUUGUAUGUGUUUUGCCGAAACUGCCAUGCGUUCCAUUGUCAUCAUCAUCAAUUCAUCAUGUAUUCAUGUGGU